GCCAACUGGAAUCAAAUCCCAAUUGUCAGUGCCACUCCUACCACAAAAGCAAAAACAAGAAGAGAAAAACUUCAGAGAAAAAUACAGAGAAACACCCCCCCUUGAGGAGGCCGACCCAAUAAUUCCUACUCUUUCCUCUCCUGAAAGUCCUGCAAAAACCAAACGCCUCCCAUGGAAGACAACAGAUCAAGGCCGUAUGGAGACGGGACGAUGCAGAUGGAGAGCUACUACGGCCCGCCACCACCUAGACCGCCCGUUUCCUAUGACCUUAGGUCCUACAGUGCUUCCUAUGCACAAACCCAGAUGGGCAACAACAGGGAGUUGAAGCUCAAGAAGGGGAAGAGCGCUUCUGGGUCGUCUUCAAAUUCUUGGGUUUUUGGUGACCCUGAAUUCCAGAGGAAGAAGAGGGUUGCUAGCUAUAAGAUGUACUCUGUGGAAGGCAAAGUGAAGGGGUCCUUGCGGAGAAGCUUCAGGUGGCUUAAAGUUAAGUACACCCAGGUGGUUUAUGGCUGGUGGUGAUUCUGUGGGUAUAAAAGGUUUCUUCUAGUAUCUCAAAUUUUGUGUUAUCAACGGAAUGUCUAAAGUUGUGGGUUGUGAUUAGGAAGUCAUAUUUUGCAUUGUUCAAUAGAACAAAUGGUAAAUAUCAUGAUAUGAUCCUGGAGAUGUUCUCUCUGGCAUCAAUUUGUUUGUUAAGACGUUUGUGAUUGUUGGUGCUGGUGUUAUCAAAAGUUGUUUAUGUCCUAAUGAGAUAAAAGGAUAUUGAUAAGCCACCUUUGUGGACUUCUAUGUUCUUUAUUUUUUGGCACUUUAGAAUAUAAUGACGGCGUUUUAUUUC
This is a messenger RNA of Carya illinoinensis, 835 nucleotides long. RefSeq lists its product as uncharacterized. NCBI's taxonomy places the organism in Eukaryota, Viridiplantae, Streptophyta, Magnoliopsida, Fagales, Juglandaceae. Bases 172 to 519 code for a protein of 115 amino acids. The transcript has a single exon. The record is from RefSeq and is a predicted model, not a curated record.